ACAGCCAUGGCUCUUAGCCCCAGGAUCCACGGCAGUGGCCACUUCCCUGCCAGCCAUAGACUUCUUGGAGUUUUGGCUUGCCCUAAAAGGGUCAGAGGACAAGUCCAGGCCUCCCCAAGCUGCCUGAAGUGGGACACGGCCCUGCACAGCUGGUGCCCUGCAAGUCUCAGCCUCUCUCGGUACUUUUAACACAGCCCUGGCCCGGUGCAAAGGGCCGAGACAAGGACUUUUGCCUCGCCAUCCCCUGGCUGAUGUUUGCGCUGUCUGUGUUCUGUCUGGCCUCGCGGUUGGAAGACACGCGACAAAGCAGGAUGUUCGCCUCUUAUCUUCCAGCGGUCACCAUGACAACGGCAGCGACUUCUGACCUGAUGCAGUCAGCAAAAAUCGCAGCUUGAGGUCCUGCGCCUGCGUGUUUGGAGGUCAGUUAAUGGUCACGGCACUUGGGGGGGGGGGGAUCUGACGACCCACGACCCCCUAAAGAAGUGUCCGCAUGCGCCAUCACGGGGGGCACAUCCCGCCGUCCUCGCUCGAGUACCAAAGCCUACGCGGCGGACGUACCGUUGUCCUGACUACCCGACUUCAGCAGGAUUGCUGAAAAGCAACCGUAAAGCUUGCCAUCAGGGCUGUGCAGAGCCAGACACAAGGCAGGCAAGGGCAGAGCUCUCCCCACCGCAGACGGGGAUCAUCGGGACGCCGCUGGAUCCAUGGUGGUUGCUUGUUGGAUGAAGAGGAGCUCUGAACCGUGAAUGCAGACCAUCAUAUCUGGAAUACAUAUCAGUGGGGCUAUUUUUCAUAGCCAUGUGGGGGUACUGUCUAUAUUUGCAUGGUUAUGUACGUUGUAUGUGUGCACAGCAAACCCAGCCUCCGGAAAUGAGGAUAAUCGGAACCUUGCAUGGGAACGCAUUAAGGGAUUUGUAAGGGUGUGGAAUCAUACCAAUCAAGGCAUAUGUGUCGCCUUGCCCGAAUCGGCUGAACAGGGUUUGCGAUUUUCUGUGACCCCAGCUGACCUGUCUUUCACCCUUAACAAGACCGACAAUGCCACAUCAAAGCGGUAUUUACCACGUGUAUGGGUAAACAAUUAUGAUAACACCACCAUUAAAUGGACAAAAAUACCAAUGAUCCCUAACAUGAGGGAAACCUGGCUUCCCCUUCCCAACACGUCAGAAACUGAUCUUAUGAAUCACACCUGUACAGCCACAAUUCCUGCCUUUAAUAUCACCAUUAACAAAGACAUACAGGCUGGGCCUCUGAUAUCAUCUGGAAACCAAACUCACAUUAGAGGGAACAACGCGUUUUCCUCAGUUAACCUUUCUCGGCCUUGUGAAUAUUAUCCUUGGGAUCCCACUUUCGACCCAUUGGCAAAACCUGACUACUAUGAAGCUGAUUAUACUUUGAAUAUAACGGUAAAAUGGUGUGUUAGACUUCCCAACACCAGGGCAGUUGGCCCCUUCGAUUCAAAGAAUUUGAUGUGGUUUUGGUCGCGAACUGUUAACACUGCAAUACCUCUACAACCCGGCAGAAGCCGAACUUGGGAGCAUAGUCCUUUAUUUAAUUGUACCCGAGUCAUAACAUGUGAGGAUGGUCCUGGGGAUCCUCUGGAGACCUGGUUUUUGUAUGGAAUACGAACUCUGAUAAGAGAUAUGUGUACUUGCUGGGGGUACCCCUCUAUGGGAUGGAGGAAUAAUGACACCCGGUGCAACACCACCCAGGCUGGUACCUCAUUACAGAGAAUUUGUGGCAUUCCAAAUACACAUUAUCCAGUAGAGGCGCUGCGUAUUGACUCACAGCCUCCUGUACAUUUUAUGGAUUAUAAUGAUCGGUACUCCUGUAAGAAUAGUAUAUAUCCCCCCCCCUUUGGCUUAGCAUGGGUGUGUUCAGAUGGCAAGUUUUAUUCCUAUUUGACAUUAGGUUAUCAUGCCGGACUACAGUGUGGUGUAGGAAUUCCCUCUCUUUGUCCUAGUCACAUUUUCAACAUUACCAACUUAUCUCAUCGACGAGGGCGACGUGAUGUCUCCAUACCACAGGACAAACGAUAUCAUUAAUGUCUGAAAAUACAUUUGCCCCUUAUCGUACCCUGGAAUGGGUCCAAUUUGUACUAGAAAACAUCACCUGGCAGACAUAUGUGUUAAGUAAUUGGACUAAAUAUGCCUUCAGGGAACUAAAUGUUGCAAGUCCAACAAGAUUCUCUAAUGAGUCUUCAAAAUAGAUUUGCCUUAGGUAUGUUACUACUAAAAGAACAAUGGGGUAUGCGGAAUGUUAAAUUUGUCUGAAACCAAAUGUUGUAUUACCAUUUAUAAUGCUUCCUCCUCAAUUGAGGAACCUCAAGAUAAAAUGAAAGAAAUAGCCAAUCAGACUGGGGAACUGUUCCAAUCGAUACAGCCCCGUGAUUGGUUUGAUGGAUUGAACACUGGAUCAUGGAUUACAAUCAUCCUAAGAUCCUUGGGACUCACUGGAUGGGGAAGAUGGUUGGCACAAAUUGGAAUAGCAAUAUUAACUGGCAUUGUACUUUUAAUGAUUGGCAAUGGCCUAGUGAAAUGUAUGGUAAAUCGCUUGAAAAACUCACUUUCCUCUUCUGUUCACUACGUUCAUAUCACCACCAUGGAAGAAGACUACAUCGAUAUUCCCUGUGGCUCAACAUUGUGGUGCAAAGGGCCGAGACAAGGACUUUUGCCUCGCCAUCCCCUGGCUGAUGUUUGCGCUGUCUGUGUUCUGUCUGGCCUCGCGGUUGGAAGACACGCGACAAAGCAGGAUGUUCGCCUCUUAUCUUCCAGCGGUCACCAUGACAACGGCAGCGACUUCUGACCUGAUGCAGUCAGCAAAAAUCGCAGCUUGAGGUCCCGCGCCUGCGUGUUUGGAGGUCAGUUAAUGGUCACGGCACUUGGGGGGGGGGAAUCUGACGACCCACGACCCCCUAAAGAAGUGUCCGCAUGCGCCAUCACGGGGGGCACAUCCCGCCGUCCUCGCUCGAGUACCAAAGCCUACGCGGCGGACGUACCGUUGUCCUGACUACCCGACUUCAGCAGGAUUGCUGAAAAGCAACCGUAAAGCUUGCCAUCAGGGCUGUGCAGAGCCAGACACAAGGCAGGCAAGGGCAGAGCUCUCCCCACCGCAGACGGGGAUCAUCGGGACGCCGCUGGAUCCAUGGUGGUGACUAUCCCUUGCUUUUCUUAAGACCUUCUUUGCGUUUCCCGCCCCGCUUUUCCUAUCGCUUCCCUCUUUUCUCCUUUUGUAAGCAAUAAACUGACUUAAGCCUUUGGUUAUCAA
Tyto alba (common barn owl) is the source of this 3264-nucleotide messenger RNA. RefSeq lists its product as uncharacterized. The transcript has 2 exons. The record is from RefSeq and is a predicted model, not a curated record. NCBI's taxonomy places the organism in Eukaryota, Metazoa, Chordata, Aves, Strigiformes, Tytonidae. Bases 747 to 2042 code for a protein of 431 amino acids.